This is a messenger RNA of Cyprinodon variegatus (sheepshead minnow), 2647 nucleotides long. It is a transcript of the gene fbxo8, whose product is annotated as F-box protein 8. Lineage: Eukaryota; Metazoa; Chordata; Actinopteri; Cyprinodontiformes; Cyprinodontidae. Bases 221 to 1183 code for a protein of 320 amino acids. Gene Ontology annotation, biological process: regulation of ARF protein signal transduction. Gene Ontology annotation, molecular function: guanyl-nucleotide exchange factor activity; protein binding. The transcript is spliced from 8 exons. The record is from RefSeq and is a predicted model, not a curated record.
AUGAUGACGUUGUCAGAGCUGACAGCGGAGGAAGAGGAGGGGCAGCGGUGAUAGGUGUGAGAUAAUAGCAAAGCGGUAUGGAAGCAGCUGCGUGAAUCAGAGCAGCUGAUGUGGAUGUUCAGGUGACUGCGGGCUGCUCCUCACUGCCUGUGGCCGGACCCCAGCUGCUCCACUUGCCUCAGAGAGCAGGUCAGGCUGUCACAGGGAUCCAUAAACUCAGAUGGGUCAGGCACUGUGGAGGCUUCCUCCCAGACAACAGCAGCAGCUUCAGGAAGAGCUGGCCGACCGCCUGACGGAGAGCGGAGGAGGAAAACAAGACCAAGGGAGAAAUGGCGGCGGCGGCCAGAGAAGACAUCCGCAGCACUGUUACAGCCCAGACAUCUAUCAUCUGCUAAAGACGCGCAGAGGUAAAGAGCAGCGCGGGUUCAUAGACCUGGAAAUGCUCCCUCCUGAGCUGGGCAUCACCAUCCUCUCCUACCUGAAUGCUACUGAUCUGUGUCUGGCUGGUUGUGUGUGGCAGGACCUGGGACAUGAUGAAUAUCUGUGGCAGGGGCUGUGUAAGUCCACAUGGGGACACUGCUCUAUAUACAACAAGAGGCUACCUGCUGGCUUCUCAUAUCGAAGACUCUACCUGCAGCUAGACGAGGGCAGCCUGACAUUCAACGCUAACCCACAGGAGGGCAUCAGCUACUUCAUGUCUAAAGGAAUCCUGGUGGAUCACCCUACAGAGUUGGCCAAGUUCAUCUUCUACACCAGAAGGCUCAACUGGAAGAUGCUGCGGAUUUACCUGGAUGAGAGGCGGGACGUCUUGGACGAGUUGGUGACGCUCCAUAACUUCAGCAACCAGUUCCUCCCGAAUGCUCUGAGGGAGUUUUUCCGCCACAUCCACGCCCCCGAGGAGAGGGGGGAGUAUCUGGAAACGCUCAUCACCAAGUUCAGCCACAGGUUUUGUGCCUGUAACCCUGGCCUGGUCCGUGACCUCGGCCUUAGCCCUGACGCCGUCUACGUGCUGUGCUACAGUCUGAUCCUACUGUCCAUCGACCUCACCAGCCCACACGUGAAAAACAAAAUGUCAAAGAGGGAGUUCAUCAGGAACACUCGGCGAGCCGCUCACAACAUCUCUGAGGACUUCGUAGGCCACCUGUACGAUAACAUCUACCUGAUCGGCCAUGUGGCCGCGUAGCAACGGGUCGUCUUCCUGAUCCAGGAGGGACGCCCACACCGUAUGGCUGCUACUGCUUUAACAGAAAGGUUGUCAUACCGGUAACAUUUGGAAGAGAAGAGACUUUUUGCUACCAAAUAUCAGUAGUUUGUAGUUUUUAAUCAAAGGUGAAGGUGAAGGUUGUGGAGUUUGCCUCAAACCACAAACUCUAAAAACUGGGUUUUUACAGAAGUUCUGAUUUUUGCACUGAAAUACGAGGAGGAGGAAGAAUGAAGAUGAGAGAGAAGGCACUGCCCCCAGUCUGCUCCAGCUGCCAGGACACAGCUGCUGGCGUCCCACUAUGACCCGAUCUAAAGACGGAUCUAUGACCGGGUCUACGGCCCGAUCUGCGACAGGGUCUAAAGCCUGAUCUACCAUUCGCUCUAUGAACAGCUCCCAGCCUCAUCAUAACCCUGAUCACCCAGAAAGCUGAAACCUUUCUCUACCACUGCUCACAUGGUGACCUAGAAACACCGUAGAAGGUCUGUUUAGGUUCAACGAAGAUGUUAAUGAAACCUGUUUGGUUCCAAAAUGAAGACGACCUGCUGGGUUUCAUGUAUCAACGUCUUCCAUAAUAUCUGACUGUUUGGACAGGAGGUGCUAAGCUAAGCUAACAUAAAGCUCUGUGAGCAUGGAGGCUAAUGCAUCAUUAGCUGUUGAUGCAGAAGGAGCAGCUUCAUCCAGAAGGGAAAGCACAGAGAUGAAACCUGGUGGUUGUUGGAUGGAAUUGGAUCAAAAUGUAAAUGAUCUGUUCUGAUAUUUAUUGAAUGGACUGAAGCAGCAGGAUUACUCAGUUUUCAUCAACAGGUGCUAUCAAAAUAAGCUGAUCUGGGGGUUAAAAACACUACGGUUAGCGAACGUCAGCAUUCAUGAUAACAGCAGGCAGACGGAAGGUUUUCUUUUCCUGUUUAACUUCCUCCAACAGCCUGAAAGAGUCCAGAUCCACUCUGAGCACCAUAAGGAGGAGGAAGAGCGCUGUGCUUCUAGAAGGAACCUUUGUUCUGCUGGUUGUUUCCAUAAGCUCUGCUGUCUGCAGUGAUAAAUUAUAAAUCCCAUCAUUUUAAUCCCAAAAUCUACAAACCAUCUUUUUGCUCCGUUCUCUGUCCUCCUGGAUCUUACAGGUGGAGAUACACACAUCGACUCUUUUUCUCUAUUAUGUUGAUUUACAGCUAAUUCCUGCCGUAAUCCCAUAAUAACCCACACUACUGCUUCAGCUGAAUCCAGAGAGAGGAUGACAGAGGACGCCUUUAUGCUGAUUUUAUUUAUUUAUAUAGACGUGUUUAUCCUGAUAUGUGGAUGAUCUGAAGUGAUGGAUUACAUGGUCCGUGUUUUUGGUUUCUUUUUAAUGGAGGAUGGAAAGUAUGGAAGCCUGUUAGCCUGAAGCCAAGCAGCUGGCGGAGGCUGGAGAAAUGUAUCUAAACCAAUAAAAUGACAAGUGGCUUGGUA